CCGCCAUCUUGUUGGGGGAGCGCGGUCUGCUGCACCCAUGGCUCGGGGAGGGGACACGUCAGUGCCGCCAGCGGCGUCAUAGGCCCAGCCCUGCCCGCUGGCACACGAUUGGCUGCCGCGGCCGCUUACGAGUCGGGCUUCCUCGUCUGCUCCGCGUGGUCAGGGCAACUUGCUCUUUUCCUCUCGGCAGAGAACAGGCGAUGGCGGCGAUGGCAUCUCUCGGCGCCCUGGCGCUACUCCUGCUGUCCGGCCUCUCUUGCUGCUCAGCAGAGGCCUGCCUGGAGCCCCAGAUCACUCCUUCCUACUAUACCACAUCGGACGCUGUCAUUUCCACUGAGACAGUCUUCAUCGUGGAGAUCUCCCUGACAUGCAAGAACAGGGUCCAGAACAUGGCUCUUUAUGCUGAUGUUAGCGGAAAACAAUUCCCCGUCACCCGAGGCCAAGAUGUGGGCCGUUACCAGGUGUCCUGGAGUCUGGACCACAAGAGCGCCCAUGCAGGUACCUAUGAGGUCAGAUUCUUCGAUGAAGAGUCCUACAGCCUCCUAAGGAAAGCUCAGAGAAAUAAUGAGGAUGCUUCCAUCAUCCCGCCCCUGUUCACAGUCAGCGUGGACCAUAGGGGCACCUGGAAUGGACCAUGGGUCUCCACUGAGGUACUGGCUGCAGCGAUCGGUCUGGUGAUCUACUACCUGGCCUUCAGUGCAAAAAGCCACAUCCAGGCCUAAGGGCAGCUCCCCUAGCCCUCCUGUUUCUUUCAAUAAACAGUCACUAUUUGCCAUGACUACAUUC
Castor canadensis (American beaver) is the source of this 786-nucleotide messenger RNA. RefSeq names its product signal sequence receptor subunit 4 (gene Ssr4). Gene Ontology annotation, cellular component: membrane; endomembrane system; endoplasmic reticulum. The record is from RefSeq and is a predicted model, not a curated record. Lineage: Eukaryota; Metazoa; Chordata; Mammalia; Rodentia; Castoridae.